Molecule: messenger RNA, 2409 nt
Organism: Carica papaya (papaya)
Lineage: Eukaryota; Viridiplantae; Streptophyta; Magnoliopsida; Brassicales; Caricaceae
Source: RefSeq, a predicted model, not a curated record
CAAUUUUAUGAAACCCAUAAAAGUUGGCUCUCUACUUUCACCUCCGUUCUUCUCUGACGAUUGUCCAGGUAUGACUCAUGCACGCCGCCCACGCGCACACAGGUGAUAUCAUCCAGCACAGACGCCGUCCUCAACUGCUAAACCCUAGGCUUUUCUAAAAGAGGCUCGAACCUUACAACCGUUAAAAUGGCGACUUCACUGUCGUUAAAACCAAACCUGAGCCUCUCUGUUCUUACUACGAACCGACGCCCUCAUUUUCAUCGGACUCAUUUCAAUGGCUUCCCCAGCCGUACACCUCCCCUUCGUGGUUCACUCUGUGUGGCUCAGUUUGGCUUCAAGCCGGAUUUGCUUCCUGACCCGGAUAUGGCGCAGGUUGUAAUUAAGGAGCUUUUUGGCAAGGCGGAAAGUCUGCUUUAUACGAUUGCUGAUGCUGCCGUUUCGUCAUCCACCACUGUAACCACCAAACAGAACACUGAUUGGCUUUCUGGCAUUACCAAUUACUUAGAAACUGUUCUAAAGGUUUUAGAAGAUGGGUUUUCUGCUUUACAUGUACCGUAUGCUUAUGGCUUCGCUAUUAUACUCCUUACUGUUCUUGUUAAGGCUGUCACGUUUCCCUUGACGAAGAAGCAGGUGGAGUCGGCAAUGGCUAUGCGGUCGCUGCAGCCUCAAGUACAGGCUCUUCAGAAACGUUAUGCUGGGAAUCAGGAAAGAAUCCAGCUGGAAACGGCCAGGUUAUAUAAAUUGGCUGGAAUAAACCCAUUAGCUGGAUGCCUUCCUACACUUGCCACAAUACCAGUGUGGAUUGGGCUAUAUAGAGCCCUUUCAAAUGUUGCAGAUGAGGGACUCCUUACAGAAGGUUUCUUUUGGAUUCCGUCACUGGCUGGUCCAACUACAAUUGCUGCACGACAAAAUGGCACUGGCAUAUCUUGGCUCUUCCCUUUCAUUGAUGGUCAUCCACCCCUUGGAUGGUCAGAUACCUUAGCAUAUCUUAUUUUGCCCGUGUUGCUGGUUGUCUCUCAGUACAUUUCUGUCCAGAUUAUGCAGUCAUCACAGAGUAAUGAUCCAAAUCUGAAGAAUUCACAAGCACUAACAAAGUUCCUUCCUCUGAUGAUUGGUUAUUUUGCUAUUUCUGUUCUUUCUGAUCUUAGCCUUUACUGGCUCACAAAUAAUAUAUUGAGAACCAUACAACAAGUAUUGCUUCAGAAGUUAGGGGGUGCCAAGAAUCCAGUUAUGCAAUUUACUGGUGAUAUUGCUAAGGAAGAAGUCCAAGUGCAGAAGCCUGUAUCUGGAUCCAACACCCAGAAGAAGUCCAGACAAGAAGAAAAAUUGACUCCAGAAGGACUUCAUCCUGGUGAAAGAUUCAAGCAGUUGAAGGAGCAAGAAGCAAGGAGAAGACGACAAAGAGAAGAAGAGAAGAGCAGAACUGAAGAAGCAUUGGCAAGAGGAAGUCAACUAACAGAUAAAGGCGAUGAGAUAGAAUCCAAUGUACUUGAGAAGGAAAAUGGAGCUGGAAGUGCCUUAAGUGUUAGAGUUGUUGUCAAUGGUGAACUCUCUAGUCAGGAUUCGAAGGAAGAUCCCAAGACAUCCAUGUUUUGGACAGAAAAGAAUGAAGUUUCAUCUAAUUUUGAGGGUGAAAGAAGAGAUGAAAUACAAACGCAUGAAAAUAUUGAAAAGGAUGCAGUUGAAAGAUAUAAAACCACAAUCACAGCAGAGAAUACAAUUUCUGAAGAUACUCAGCAAGAAUAAGGGAAUAGAAAGAGGUGAACCAGACAAAGGGGAAUACAGUGACAGCCACAGGGGUACCAUUUGACGGUAUAAUUGCCUACGAAGUGAAUCUAGCCAUGGUCCUUUCCAGCAGCACUGCUCGCAGCUGAUUAACAAGAUGCUUAUACUGCUUUUGAUCCGGUACGAAAUCCAGUGUUCACGCUGAUUUUGCCAAAAUGGUAUUAUUUAGAAUCUGCAGAGAUCACUUAUGGUAAGCUAGGUAUACAUAAUUUUCAUUACAGACAAAUAGUGGGAUCAACAAGAUUCUUGCAUGUCACACACGUAUCUAUAACCAGAGCCGAAGAAUGAGUUAGAUCAGUUUACAUCCUGUAGUGCAUAACAUAUGAAAAAAUGUUAUAUGUAAAUCAGAAAAACAAAUUUUCCCCUUGUUCCUGCUGGUUUCAUUUUAUUAAAAGAAUAAAAUAAUAUAGGAAUACUUUUAUAAUAUAGGAAUCAUUUGUGGGGGAAGGCAUGAAUAAGAGUGGUAAGCUUUUUAUUAUCCAUUUAGAUAGACAGAUUUAUCCGAGACAGUUAGCUCUGUUGCAUAGUUUAUCUGUAUGAAUGAUGUUCUUUAUAGAAAUUUUUUACUGUUGUGAAUGUGACCUAUUCAUUCAUUAGAGGGAAUAAAACAUACGAUUACCGGAA